Molecule: messenger RNA, 846 nt
Organism: Malassezia japonica
Lineage: Eukaryota; Fungi; Basidiomycota; Malasseziomycetes; Malasseziales; Malasseziaceae
Exons: 1
Coding region: 1-846 (281 amino acids)
Biological process (GO): translation
Cellular component (GO): mitochondrial large ribosomal subunit; ribosome
Molecular function (GO): structural constituent of ribosome
Source: RefSeq, a predicted model, not a curated record
AUGCUGCAGCGGGCGUGGGCCACGCUCGUGCGCGCGCCGCGUGUGCUGCCGGUAGCGAAUGUGCGCACUUUUGCGACCAGUACUCCCCGUGCGAGCUUUUGGGACACGGUCCUGCCGAUUAUUCAAGGUAACCGCCGCGAGCGCCAACUGCAGCGCAAGCAGGGCGGUCUUCUUCCAGACGACUACGAGCGCGUGCAGCGCGACCAGCGCCGCGACGAAAUGAUGGCGGCGCAGUCGUCGACGGGUGACUCGCUCGUGGACGACGUGCUGGACUCGCCGCACGUGCGCCACGAGAGCCUGGAGAAGGAGCGCGCAGAGGAGAAGCGUGCCAAGCGCCUGGAGCGCAAGCGCUGGGGCGGCCUCGACGAGAACGGCGUGGAAAAGCAGGAACACAAGUACAGUACCGCCGUGUUCCGCAUCUCGCCGCGCAAGCUCAAGCUGCUCGCCGACCAGAUCAGCGGCAAGCCGAUCGACUUUGCCAUUGUCCAGAUGCAGUUCAGCGCCAAGCGCGCUGCGCGUCGUGUGCGCUCGACGCUCGUCCUGGCGCGCGAUCACGCGGUGGCCAAGGGCAUGGACCCGCGCACGCUCACGGUCUCCGAGGCAUGGGUCAACAAGGGCACCUACUUUGCGCGCCUCGACAUCAAGGGCCGCGCACGCCACGGAAUCAUGCACCACCCUCAGGCGCGGAUGCACAUUGUUUUGCGGCCGGGCAAGACCUGGGAGGAGCGCGAGGCCAAGCAGCUCGAGACGGCGCGCCGCCGCGUGCGCAGCCUCGGCAGCGGCGGCGUCACCCGCCUCAACCGCAAGAUUGUGAACGGAUUCCAGCGCCCGGGCUGGGCGUGGUAG